Molecule: messenger RNA, 1830 nt
Organism: Aphanomyces astaci
Lineage: Eukaryota; Oomycota; Saprolegniomycetes; Saprolegniales; Verrucalvaceae
Exons: 7
Coding region: 130-1755 (541 amino acids)
Biological process (GO): N-glycan processing; carbohydrate metabolic process
Cellular component (GO): membrane; endoplasmic reticulum
Molecular function (GO): calcium ion binding; mannosyl-oligosaccharide 1,2-alpha-mannosidase activity
Source: RefSeq, a predicted model, not a curated record
UCACCUUGCUUUUUCUGGUUAAUGGAAAUUUAGAAAUCGCUAUAAUUUGUGAAAUAUUUGAGCAAAUAUUUGGAGGAAUUUGGGCCGAAUUAUUGCACACGCUGGUGACGCCGUGUGUUUGUUGUGAUCAUGGCCGUGAUGAGCUCAAGGUACCAGUGGGUCCUUGUGGCUGGGGCCAUCUGCUGCUUCCUGAACGUCAUGUACUUGGCAUCCAAGUACGGAAUGCUGGAGGGCUUGAUCCCGAAGAACAAAGCGCUCCGUCGAGUCAAUGCCGCCGACGCCAAUGCGCGUGAUGCUACCGCAACGUCAAGGCGAGUGGUGACACCCAGUGAGACGUUGCAUCCCCUCAUCGCGAUGCCCACGUUGACAAACGAUACAAACAUGCAGCGCCAAGUGACUGCUGCCAUGUCCUGGGCAUGGGGUGCCUACCGCAAACAUGCGUUUGGGUUCGAUUCGUUGAACGUGAAGGACAUGGUCAAGGACGGGUUGCCGGGUCACGACAUGGCCAUCUCCCUCGUGGAUUCACUGGACAGUCUGUACAUUAUGGGACUUCAAGACGAAUUCAACGAGGCCGUCGACUGGGCCGAAUCGAACCUGGCCGCGCGGUUCCCUCUGCCGCCCAGAGUGAGCAUCUUUGAAACCACCAUUCGCAACCUCGGAGGCCUCUUGUCCGCGUACACAUUGUGCGGUCGACCAGCGCUGUUGACCCUGGCCGACGACUUGGGAGCGCGUUUGCACCGAGGACUCAACGAGACGGCGCUGCCGCUGUCGCUCGUCAGUCUCGUCGAUGGAUCGACGAGCGACUCCAGUUACGUGGCGGAGUUCACGACUAUUCAGUUGGAGUUCAAGUACUUGGCGCAGUUGACGGGCAAAACGGAGUACCACGAUACAGUUGAACUCCUCAUGGACAAGGUGGCCGAGAUUGUGGCACGUGAUUUCCCCACAGGUGUGCUGCCUGUGAUCGUGGAUAGCCACAAUGGCAAAAUCCAUCGAGGUGUGAUUAAACUUGGGGCGGGCGGGGACAGCUAUUACGAGUACCUGCUCAAACAAUGGCUCUUUUCCGACAAGAAAGCGACCAAGUACAAGGACAUGUACAUCAACGCCGUGAACGGCAUCAUGACCACCCUCGUCGGUCGUACGAAAAAGUCCAACUGGCUCUUUCUCGGCGAACUCGACACCGCCCGCGGGCUCUCGCCCAAGAUGGACCAUUUGGUGUGCUUUGUGCCGGGGAUGCUGGCCUUGGGCUACGUGAACGGCAUGCCGCGGUCGCACUUGACCCUGGCCCAAGAGUUGGUGCACACGUGUUUUCAGAUGUACAACCAAAUGGGGUCGAAAAUGGCGCCUGAAAUCGCCUACUUCAACACCGCAACGACGGCGGACGAUAUCCAAGUGCACCCGCAGGACGCGUUCAAUAUCCUCAGGCCCGAGACAGUCGAAAGCCUCAUGAUUAUGUACCGCGUGACCAAGAACGAGACUUACCGGGCGUGGGGCAAACUCAUUUUCGAUGCCUUUGAACGCAAUGCCCGGCUCGACUCGGGCGGGUACUCGAGCGUGGGCAACGUGGACCAGACAUCUGCGACAAAGUUCUUUCGACCGACGAUGGACAGCUUCUUCAUGGCCGAGACACUCAAGUACUUUUACCUGCUUUUUUCAGACGAAGAAACGAUCCCGCUGUACAAGUACGUGUUCAACACGGAAGCGCACCCGUUCCCAAUCCAACGAGAUCAGCAGCAACCUCAAGCAAGACCCAAUUGAAUGGAUCUAUCGACCGAGCUCUCCUCGAAAUAUAUGCAUCCGUUUAUAAAGAUAAGUUGCAUGUGUAUUCGAAUC